AUGAACCACUUUCCAGAAGUCUGGGGUCGGCCGCGAGACGAUGUGUACGGGGCCUAUGAUCACUCAUAUCUCCAGACGUCCGGCCCAACGACCCAUACCCAGCGCCCAAUCGUGACAGGAACCUCCGUUAUUGCUGUCAAGUUCAAGGACGGCGUCGUUAUAGCGUCGGACAACCUGGUUGGAUUUGGUGGUGACGUCUCUGAUAUGCAGUAUAUCGACCGCGUCUUGAACUCCCUAGACAUACAAGAAAACUAUUCUACGUACGGAGAGCAUUCUCUCAACGCCAAAAACCUGCACACAUAUCUGUCCAAACUGCUUUACCAGCGACGAUCCAAGUUUGACCCCCUCUGGAAUCAUAUCCUUGUUGCCGGACUCGACGAUGAGGGCAAGCCAUUCCUCAGCUCCGCAGACUUGCUAGGAACAACUUACUCCGCACCAGCCCUUGCUACAGGGUUCGGAGCCCACUUGGCUGUGCCUAUUCUCCGCCGAUUGUUCCCAGAGGAAAAUGGGAUAGACAACAUCACGAAGGAACAGGCUGUUGAUGCUAUGAAGCAAUGCAUGAGGGUUCUUUUCUACAGAGAUGCUAGAAGCUCAGACAGAUAUUCUAUUGCGGUUGUUACCAAGGACGGUGUGGAGCUUAAGGAGAAUGAAGCUCUGGAGAACCAGAGCUGGGCUUUUGCUGACAGGAUCAGAGGCUAUGGCACCCAAGUCAACUAA
This is a messenger RNA of Trichophyton benhamiae CBS 112371, 717 nucleotides long. RefSeq lists its product as uncharacterized. NCBI's taxonomy places the organism in Eukaryota, Fungi, Ascomycota, Eurotiomycetes, Onygenales, Arthrodermataceae. The transcript is spliced from 3 exons. Gene Ontology annotation, cellular component: proteasome core complex. Bases 1 to 717 code for a protein of 238 amino acids. The record is from RefSeq and is a predicted model, not a curated record.